AUGCUGCGUCGACAAGCGCGAGAGCGCCGCGAGUAUGUGUACAAAAAGGCACUCGAGUCCAAACAGCGCCAGAUAUACGAGCGUAAACAAAAGAUCCGCGAGGCGCUUGCGAGCGGAAAGCCGUUGCCGCCGGAGUUGCGCGGUGCAGAGGCGCAGGAGCUUGCCAAGCACCUGACGCUGGACGCCGCGCAGACCGAACCUGAGAGCUCGAUCGAUGACGAGUACGCACGCGCUGGACAGUACGAUCCGCGCAUUUUGGUUACAACGUCGCGCAAUCCGUCCUCGCGACUGUCGCAGUUUGCCAAGGAGCUCCGGUUUGUGUUCCCCAACUCGACGCGAUUGAAUCGCGGAGGCUAUACCAUGGCAGAACUUGCAUCUGCCGCACGUGCGAAUGGAAUGACGGACCUGGUCGUUGUGCAUGAGCACCGUGGUGUGCCGGAUGCCAUGGUCGUCUCGCAUUUUCCUCACGGGCCGACCGUGCUGUUCUCUUUGCACAACGUCACAUUGCGACAUGAAGUCGCGACGCACAGCGACAGCACUGUGAGCGAACAGUACCCACAUUUGAUUUUUGACGGAUUCGGGGGUCGGCUUGGCGAUCGCGUGCGGAAUGUGCUUCGUUUCUUGUUCCCUGUGCCGAAAGAAGAUGCGAAACGCGUGAUGACGUUUGCAAACACUAACGAUUUUAUCUCGUUUCGUCAUCAUGUGUUUGUGGCGUCGCACCGCGAGGCGCAUCUUGCCGAGGUCGGGCCGCGCUUCGAUAUGCGCCCGUACGAAAUUCGGCAGGGCACGAUCGAGCAGAAAGAGGCUGACGUCGAGUGGGUGCUUCGUCCAUUUAUGAACACUGCGCGCAAACGCAGUCAGCUUGCAGGAUCGGUGUCGACAUGA
This is a messenger RNA of Malassezia vespertilionis, 885 nucleotides long. It is a transcript of the gene IMP4, whose product is annotated as snoRNA-binding rRNA-processing protein imp4. Lineage: Eukaryota; Fungi; Basidiomycota; Malasseziomycetes; Malasseziales; Malasseziaceae. The transcript has a single exon. Gene Ontology annotation, molecular function: snoRNA binding; rRNA primary transcript binding. The record is from RefSeq and is a predicted model, not a curated record. The coding region runs from base 1 to 885 and encodes 294 amino acids. Gene Ontology annotation, biological process: rRNA processing. Gene Ontology annotation, cellular component: nucleolus; Mpp10 complex; small-subunit processome.